AUUCCUUCAUCAUCAGGGCAAAUAAUCCUUCAAGGUGCCCUAUUUACACCGUCGGAUAAUUCAAAUGCUCGAUGCAAGCUCGCGAUGAUGUGCCACCCCUGGUCCUGGCUCGGAGGAUCAAUGAACGAUCACGUGCUGCACCUUCUUACACCUGUUUUUCUUCGACAUUCUUUCACCGUUCUGCGAUUCAAUUCUCGCGGAGUGGGCGGCUCGACAGGCAGCGCGACGUUGCGUGGGGAGGGCGAGGUUGCCGAUCUGCAACAGGUCGUCCGAUGGGGUCUGGAGCAACUAGGUGGGGAAGCAGAAAGGGUGGUAUUGUUGGGUUAUUCCCACGGCUCCUUGAUAACCUCCCGUCAUUUACCGUUACCCGACAUUCCCACCUCCCACAUCUUAGUUUCCUACCCUAUCUCUGUUAUGCACUGGCUCACCCUCUUCUCACAAUCAAAGUACCGUGUCGCGCUGGAGCAACUAGUCAAGAGCAAGCAGGGUGAUGUGCUGACAGUAUACGGGGAUAGGGACAACUUCAGCGGCGAGGGCGUCCUUGAUAAAUGGGCUGGGGAACUACACAACGCGGUAAAAGCUGAGGGGAAUGAAGGAGGCAAGGUGAAGACGGAGAAGGUUCAUGGGGCGGACCAUUUCUGGGGUGGG
Dacryopinax primogenitus is the source of this 648-nucleotide messenger RNA. Its product is annotated as alpha/beta-hydrolase. The transcript has 3 exons. The record is from RefSeq and is a predicted model, not a curated record. The annotation marks the transcript as partial. NCBI's taxonomy places the organism in Eukaryota, Fungi, Basidiomycota, Dacrymycetes, Dacrymycetales, Dacrymycetaceae.